Molecule: messenger RNA, 1264 nt
Organism: Anastrepha obliqua
Lineage: Eukaryota; Metazoa; Arthropoda; Insecta; Diptera; Tephritidae
Product: odorant receptor 74a-like
Exons: 5
Coding region: 1-1206 (401 amino acids)
Biological process (GO): detection of chemical stimulus involved in sensory perception of smell; sensory perception of smell
Cellular component (GO): plasma membrane
Molecular function (GO): olfactory receptor activity; odorant binding
Source: RefSeq, a predicted model, not a curated record
AUGCAUUAUCGGCCACUCUUACCGAAUGGAAAGGAAGCACCACUAUCUUGGCAAAUAAAGGCUAGCUUCAUAUUCGGUACUUGGCCCACAACUGACAACACAACCAACUUGGAGAAACGCUUGCAUCGCCUAAUUUUCCUUUGGUGUGCCCUGCUGCUUUGUGGGGCAUUUUGUGGCCAAUUCUAUGAGGUCGUGUUGCAAAAAGAUGACAUUGUCAUAAUGAUCCAAGUCAUGCUCAACCUUUUGCUUACAUUAGAGUGUAUUAUUAGGAUAGGUUGGCUGGCAUUAAAAAAGGAUAACUUCCAGGAAUUUCUCAAAGAAUUGUAUUCAAAAGUUUACUUCGAUGAAAAUAUCGACAAGGAUAUGCACCGAAAGAUUCGCAAGCAUUUAAGACCUGCGAAAAUGUUUUCAAUUUGGUACCUGUUAACAAUGUUUUCCUUUUACGUUGAGCCCAUACAGGGCAUUAUCAUUGAUGAGCGCUACCUUCCAUACAGAAUGACAAUUCCAUUCGAUUAUCGACCCUGGCCAAUUUAUACAGGACUUCUUAUAAUAUGUCUUAAUGUUGGUAGUUUGGUGUUGACCGUUGUCAUGUCAGAGUCGUACAUGCUUGCCAUGUCUAUAUUCAAUUUGAAUGGCCGAUUUCUUGUGCUGGAAGAAGAUAUUUCCAAUCUAGGUGACGAAGUAUUGAAGCAUGAGAAUUCUAAAACUAGGGCUGAUCAUUUUAAUCAGCGACUUAUUGCAUUAAUCAAACGAAAUGUAGAUUUGAUUAAGUUUGCUUAUAGAGUAGAAUCUCAGUUUACAUUGCCACUAUUUGUGAUGAUGGCAGACAGUGCGGUGAUGCUCUGUCUGGUGGCAUUUAAUUUUAAUGAGAUGGGACUCGUUCCUCAGAGCAUCAAAUAUAUCUUUUGGUUGCUGGCCAAGGUUUCGGAACUAGUUGUACUGGGCUACUUGGGCUCUGUAAUAUCUACAAGAAUUGAUGGACUUGGUACUACUUACUAUGCUUCAGGUUGGGAAAAGGUAAUUCACAAGUCACCGAAUACUAAGGCUAAUGUACGCACCAUGAAGCUUAUUACUCUCGCAAUAUCAUUCAACCAACGGCCUUUCAUGCUUACUGGCAUGAGGUUUUUCUACGUGUCCUUGGAAACUACAGUGACAAUAUUACAGGUUGCUGGUUCCUAUUUCACAUUCCUCCGCUCGAUACGUUAAUAGUUGCAUACUAAUUAAUAAGUAGAGAUACUCUCGAAAAGUCUUAAGAAUAACGGUA